Molecule: messenger RNA, 2150 nt
Organism: Vanessa tameamea
Lineage: Eukaryota; Metazoa; Arthropoda; Insecta; Lepidoptera; Nymphalidae
Product: facilitated trehalose transporter Tret1-like
Exons: 9
Coding region: 190-1638 (482 amino acids)
Biological process (GO): transmembrane transport
Cellular component (GO): membrane
Molecular function (GO): transmembrane transporter activity
Source: RefSeq, a predicted model, not a curated record
UCUGUUGCGUGAAAAACGUGCACGCGAAUGACCUGUUACUGUUGUUAUUAUUUUAUACGAUUUAUUAUAAUUUAGAGAAGUAUUGUUAUUUAAUACGAAUACGGAAUAUACAGUUUUGUGUUAAGGAUUUUUGUGCUUGUUUUAUCGCUUCAGACUGAUAAAUUUGUAAAAAAUUAUUGAAUUAUCAACAUGGAGAGAGGCAGAAGAGUGCAAUAUUUCGCGGCAUUUGCUUUAUCUCUAGCAACCACUACAAUGGGAGUUAUAUCUGCGUGGCCAACACCUGUUUUACCAAAACUUCACAAUAAUGAAACAAGUUUUAACAUAACGGAUAAUGAAAUAGCGACGAUGCUGGCCAUGUCUUCCCCAGGCUUUGUAUUGGGCAGCUUGGUUACAAGAUUUGUCUCUGAUAUGUUUGGAAGACGAGCAACAGUUCUCACUAGUGCUGCACCGUUUGGUGCCGGAAUGUUAAUCGCGGCUACAGCAUCCCAAGCUUGGCUCCUCUGCGUAAUGAAAUUACUUUGGGGAUUUGGAACGGGAAUGGUUGCUACUGUUAUCUCGAUUUACCUCGCUGAAAUAUCAGAUAAAGACCUGCGUGGUAAACUUUCCGUCGGCACCAGGUUUAUGUUUAACUUCGGAAGUCUUCUAAUGAUAUCCAUAGGGCCGUUCUUAUCGUACGACAUCCUGAAUUAUUCUAUAUCAGUGCUGCCUUUGAUCUUCUUUGUGGCUUGUCUAUGUAUUCCUGAGUCACCAUAUUUCUAUCUGAAGGAGGGCAAAGUUGAACAAGCGAGAAGAGCUUUGUCGCGGUUGAAAGAGAAGGAGAACGUCGACACUGAAUUGGAAAUGAUGAGACAGGAUGUAUCAAAGGAGAUGAAAAACUCGAGUUCAACCGUGGAGCUCUUCACGGGCAAGCAGUACAGACGAUCAAUCAUUAUAGCUGCAGGGUUAAAAAUAACUCAGAUAAUGACCGGAGCUGUAACGAUCCAGCAAUACUUGGGAAGGAUAAUGCAGGAAAUUGACUCUGAUAUGAAACUCUCCACGCUUCUUAUUAUAUUUGGUGCUGUUAAAUUUGUCGUUGGUAUUAUGUCAUCAUGUUUAGCGGACAGAGUCGGGCGGCGACCACUCCUCAUAUAUUCCUUUUUAGGUACAGGGGUUUCCUUAGCGAUAGCCGGCUCAUAUUUUUUCCUACAAGAGGUUGUUCGUAUUGACCAUUCAUCACUUCGUACUUUUGGGUAUAUCCCUUUUGUCGCCAUAAUAUUCUCUAAUGUUAUUUCAACCGUUGGAUUCAAUUCCAUUAUUGGAAUUAUUCCAGCAGAAAUCUUCGCUUUGAAUGUCAAAGCCGUCGCAAUGACGUCACUGAACGUUUUUGGAGGUUUCUUAGGUUUUUCAGUAGCGAAGAGCUAUCAAGCGAUCAAGAAUAUUUGGGGUCUUUGGGGAGUGUUCUUGAUAUUCGCCUUAGUAGCAAUAACAGGUGCUAUUUUUUCAUAUUUAAUUGUACCUGAAACGCGAGGGAAGAGUUUACGUGAGAUACAAGAUAUUUUAAAUACCGGUGUUAAUGAUGUUCCUGAGGGGGAAAGUGGGGUCGAAUGUACUGAGUUGAAGCAACUGCGGGAGGAAAAUGAUAUUAAUCAUAAGUGUUAGUACUAGUAGUUGUUUGUUUUGAAAUAAUUAUUGAAUUUGUAUACGAUAUUUUCAAAUUUAUAAAAAAAUAACAUAAACGCGCGAACCGUCACCCCCAUUUUACCCCUUCGAGCGAUGAAUUAAAUAGACUAUGUCAUUCUCCAGGACUCAAACUAUCUCCAUACCAAAUUGCAUCUAAAUCGGCUCAGCGGUUUAAGUGUGAAAAAGUGCCAUUUAUAAUACUAGUAUAGGUUAUGAAAUAUUUUAGAUUUAAGUGUCAAAGUGACUUCACUGAGCAACCUUGUGAUAUUUUUGUACGUUUUUUGUAGAUUUGAAUACAUACGUAAUAAAAAAGAACUAACUACGUAAAGGUACUGAAUACGAUAAUAUUUACGGCUGUUUUUAUACAAUUUUAAUGAAUAAGUAUAACCUGGAAUAAAACGCUGUUGAUACGAUGGAAUAUUUUAUGUUUAGGUCAAGGACACGAGUCAGUACGAGUUAAGUCUGAUACUGUUACGAUAAGCUACUUGUCG